Messenger RNA from Drosophila hydei, 4477 nucleotides. It is a transcript of the gene mtRNApol, whose product is annotated as DNA-directed RNA polymerase, mitochondrial. The transcript has 7 exons. Gene Ontology annotation, molecular function: protein binding; mitochondrial promoter sequence-specific DNA binding; DNA-directed RNA polymerase activity. NCBI's taxonomy places the organism in Eukaryota, Metazoa, Arthropoda, Insecta, Diptera, Drosophilidae. Gene Ontology annotation, biological process: mitochondrial transcription. Gene Ontology annotation, cellular component: mitochondrial DNA-directed RNA polymerase complex. The record is from RefSeq and is a predicted model, not a curated record.
CAAAAUAUUAUGCAAGCAUCGAACAUUUUUGUGUGAAAAUUAAACAAAUUUCGUGAUUAAACGUUGCAAUUGUCUGGCAAAAAUGUAUCGUCUGCUGAGCGCCAAUGGUGCGACAGCCAUGCAACGAGUACUGCGGCUGCCUGCCUCAACAGGCGGCUGCGGCUGCAGCUGCAGGGGUGGCAGCGAAAGCAGCGCUGCGCAUAAUUUAACACAAUAUCAGCAAUAUUAUCAAAUGCUCUAUCGCCCGGCAAGUGAGUAGCUGCAAUAACAAGCAAUAAACAGCGAAAUAUUAAUGAAAAUAUAUCUGGUAGCAAUAACAACAACUGUCGUACGCCUACAAUCGACCACGCCCACACAAACAGAUGCCCUAGCGCUGGCGAAAAAGAAACGUUUGCGCAAACCGCGUUACGCCAAAUAUGUGGAGCUGCUAGAGGUCACCGAACUCACAGCCAAUGAGCGUAAGUCACGCGUUAAGCGUUUAAAAUCGAAGAAACUAGCCGAAUUCAUAUAUAAAACCCAAUUGCAAAUCUUGGAUAAACGCGAACGAGACGACCGGCGCGCUCAAAAGAAGGUUAAAGCGGGCAGCGAAGAGGCCGUACUGCGACAGCCGGCAGAGUAUCAAAAGAUCGACUUGGAUGCAGCCGCUAGCUCCAUACUUGAAGCGGGUCUCUACGAUGAUAAGCCACUGAUAUUCUUUGGCAAGGAGACGUACACCAAACAGAUCAUAUCCAAUCCAUCGGAAGUGCAUAAGAUUAUUAAAAGCUUUCAGAAUUAUCGCGACAUCAUUGAGGGCAUGGAGAACGAUGGACAGGAGCACGUCGAGGCAGACUUAGCGAGCUUUGGUUUAAAUGUGCCCAAGCACGUGUCUGCAAACAUGGAACUGUUGGAUCCCUUUGAGGCAAUUGAACCCUACAUUGAGGAAUCCCCUAAGUCAGUUGCCCCAGCCGACAGCCACCUCAAGACUAAUGCCGUUAUAGCCAAAUCUAAGAAACGCUUCAAGUCCAAGGUGCACAUCUCAGAGGAGCAGGAGCGUCAGGCCAAGCAACGUGCGCUUAUCAUUAACUUAACUACAUAUCUGAAUGUUUGCGUCUCGGCAAACAUGCUAAACCGUGCCCUCUCUACAAUCAUCGCUUAUCGCAGUCGCGCCAAGAAGAGUAAUCUAACCAAACCCGGCACGAACCUAAUCACCAUUGAUCUGUACAAUAUUUUGUUACAUGGUUAUGCGGGCAGGGGUUCCUUCGAGCGCUGUCAGGAGCUAUUUAAACUGAUUCAGGAGGAUGGCCUUCCGUUUAGCGAACAAACGUAUGCGGCCAUCUUUGAGUGCCUGGGUCGAGUUGAGCCAAAUGCACAAAAUCAAGAGUUUAUUGAGCAAUACAUAGAGCAGGCAGAGCAGCAGGGUUUUAGCCUUAAUCAAAUAAUGGAUCGCUCCAAAUUUAUAUCGGAUCAGCGUGACAUAGCGCUGGACGCCAUAAGGAGAGUGCGUCCAAAGUUUACACCUGUUUAUAUGCCGCCCCAGCUGGGAUACGAUAAUGAGCUGCUCAAUGAUCUCAAUGCGCAGGUGCAGCCCGUAGGCGCAGAGGCUGCAUCUGAAGCACCGGAGGACUCUAUCAUCAUGCGGUCAAAGCGUGGUUACAGUAAAACUCAACUGGAGCAACUGGCACGCGAACAACUGCAAAUUGAAUUGGACGGUUGUAUAACUAUCAAAUCUAUUGAAAAAACCAAGGAGUUUGCUAAUGCUGAAUAUUGCCGUACUAAGUUGAAAGAGUUGGAGCAGAACUGGCGCAAACAAAUCUCUACAGCUAUUAUGCGUGAUCUGAACACGUUGCGUGCUCAAGUGCGUUUCAAGCCGCACGGCUACAUGAACUACUAUACGUACCUUAAGGUCCUCGACACACAUCACUAUGCGGACAUACUCAUUAAAGAGUUGUACAAGCUGGCCGAGGGAUCCGAAACUUUUAGUCCUACGGUGGGUCAACUGUUCAAGGAACUUGGUCAGAAGGUGCAGCAAUGCUAUCAAAUCGAAUUGAAGAAACAUAAUGGAACGCUUGAAAAGAUUGGAGAGAUUUAUAGCGACUAUUGCGAUCUGUGGGCUAGCGGAUAUACGGAGGAUAAUACGCGACAAAUGUGGCAACGUUUGGUGCACGCACAGCGACACAGCGGACCGUCUAUGGAUUUGCCCGAGGUACCAUGGCCUAACAAUGUGCUCUCCGGCGUGGGUCGUUUCCUCUACAACAUACUUAUGCGCGACAUUAAGAUCGAUGCGCAUAUCAUGCGCCAGAGGAGCAACAAAUCGAAGACAAGUGCGACGACAAUGCAACAGAAUUUACUGCCGGCUUUCUAUACGCUGUUCCGCAAUCAGGGUCGGCUCGUCAAGGAGGAAGUGAAGCCGCAUCCAGUACUGUCACGUCUAUUGCGCGCCUCGCGCCAACAGACGCUCACCUUUGACUCGAAUCUGGUGCCCAUGUUGUGUCCACCACAACCGUGGAGUACGCCGCAUAAUGGUGGUUACUUGUUGAACAAAUCGGAGUUGAUACGUCUGCCCCAUCAGGCUGUGCAACAGUGGGAACGCAUACAUGCCUCCAAUCCCCAGCAUCUUUAUCCAGCGCUCGAUUCACUCAAUCAGUUGGCCAGCGUACCGUGGCGUGUCAAUACACAGCUACUCGAUGUGAUCAUUAAGGUAUUCCAGAAUGGUGGAGAUGCCAAGCUGGAUGUGCCUCAGCCACCGAGCUCAUUGCCGCCUCUGCCUACACUGCCAGUGGGCGAGGAUGGAAGUGGCGUUUCGCCAGCGGACCGUGCCAAACAGUUUCGGGAAAAGCUUGGUCAUCGACGCAAGCAGGCCGAAAUGUACAGCUUGUGGUGUGAUGCUCUCUAUCGCUUGUCGCUGGCACAGCAUUACCGCGACAAGGUGUUCUGGCUGCCACACAACAUGGACUUUCGUGGACGUGUUUAUCCUGUGCCCCCACAUCUAAAUCAUUUGGGUUCAGAUCUGGCACGUUCGAUGCUUAUCUUUGAUCAAGCUCAGCCGCUGGGCGUGGAUGGUUUUAGCUGGCUAAAGCUGCACUGCAUCAAUUUGACGGGCCUUAAAAAGCGUGAUUCAGUGCGCGAGCGUCUGCUUUACGCUGAGGAAAUAAUGCCAGACAUUUUGGACUCAGCCGAUAAUCCACUCACGGGUCGCAUGUGGUGGUCCAAGUCGGAUGAGCCAUGGCAAACACUCGCCUGUUGCAUGGAAAUUGCCAACGUACAACGUUCUCCCGAUCCUGCCGCCUAUAUGAGUCGCUUUCCCAUACAUCAGGAUGGCUCCUGUAAUGGGCUGCAGCAUUACGCAGCGCUGGGUCGUGAUCAGGCGGGUGCAUGCAGUGUUAAUCUGGCCCCCUCGGCGAUACCACAGGAUGUGUACAGUGCAGUGGCAGCUCUCGUAGAGCGCACUCGGAAAGCAGAUGCGGAAACCGGAUUGCAUGUUGCGCAAGCUCUGGAGGGCUUCGUGCGACGCAAGGUCAUCAAGCAGACGGUGAUGACCACCGUUUACGGCGUAACACGCUAUGGUGCACGGCUGCAGAUAGCGCGUCAGCUGAAGGACAUCGAUGACUUUCCCAAGGAUUGGGUGUGGCCCGCCUCCACAUAUUUGACCACUAAGACCUUUGAAAGUCUGCGCGAAAUGUUCACCUCAACGCGUGAGAUUCAAGACUGGUUCACGGAGUGCGCGCGACUGAUAGCUGGUGUUUGUAGUAAAAAUGUUGAGUGGGUCACACCACUGGGUCUGCCUGUCGUACAGCCCUACAAUCGUCAGGAGAUGAAGCAUCCUGAGAGCAAAGGGCUGCGCGUGAAUGCCAACAUGUCGAUGGAUAUGUUCGAACGACCCAAUAUUCUUAAACAAAAGAACGCCUUUCCGCCUAAUUUCAUUCACUCGCUGGACUCGUCGCACAUGAUGCUCACCUCACUGCAUUGCGAGCGAAAAGGUAUUACUUUUGUCUCCGUGCACGAUUGUUUUUGGACCCACGCUUGCACUGUUCCGGAAUUGAAUCGCGCCUGCCGUCAACAAUUUGUCGCGCUCCACUCGCAGCCAAUACUUGAACAGCUUUCGGAGUUCAUGAAGCACACCUACAGUUUCAGCAGCGCUGACUUGACAAACGAUGGCUCUGUGGAGGAUUUGUCUAAGCGUCAACUGAAUCGUAUUCUUCGUCAACUGCCACAGAAAGGGGACUUCGAUCUACGUAAUGUUUUGGACUCGGUCUACUUUUUCAGCUAGUUCGUCGAACUAUGACAAUGGUGCCUAAUUACUAUUAAUUUAGUCAUUUACUUUAAGUCUAAGUUUUGCUAGAUGUGUCCAACAAUUCGAAAGCUUUUAAUACCAAAAGAAAAAAUUACUUAAAAACAAAGACCAGUCAGUGCAGUAAAUGUGAUUUUGUAAGAGUUUACAGACAAAACAUAUAUCUAAUAUUAUAUUAUAUUAAAUGCCUAUUUAUGUAUUUACGACAAU